AUGUAUAGGUCUACGAGCCUUAUAGCUCGACACUGUGCUCGUGCUCUGUCGAAUUCAAAAUAUCUUGCUUUUUUCAGGCUAUACUCCCAGAAUCAGAAGAAGUUCAACUCCAUCGAAGAGUUCAACAAAAGCAAGACCCACUACCGGUUUGGCGACAACUUCAAAAGUUUGGAUGAAAUCGACUCCGAAAUCAACCCCAAAUUUGAAGAAGAACAUAACUCAUCUAAAUACCAUCUGAAAAUCGACAGAAGAUUCCAGAACGAAGAUGCAGACGAAUCUAACGAUAUCAAUGCCAUCAUUGAAAGCGAUCCCCGUUUGGCCAAUCUCAAGCCAGGAAGUCCCGAAUACAAGGAACAGCUUCAUAUUGUCCAUCAGGACUUCCAGAAGCGCCAGAAGGAACAGAGAAAGAAGUUUGAGUUUACGGAGAGAAUGAAAGGUGUAGGUAUAGGAAUAGGAGCCUUGAUCAUAAUCAUAGGAGGACAUCGGCUCUUCAUGAACCGAGAAUAUGUGAAAACCUCCUUACUUGCCGAUAUCACAUACAAAAUCGAAGACUCUAAAGCCAAGGACAUGAAGGAUCCUACUAAAAAUACCAAAAACAUCAAUUACCUUGUAAAUAAAAUGACUGAGGAAAUCACCGACGACAUGGUUUCUGGUCUCAAAGAUUCACAUAGUGAGGCAGGACUUUACAUGUUUGGUUCUCACAAUAAGCUGAAGUUUCCCUCCAGAGUCAACUUCUUCGAUGGUCAAUUGCUUGCUGAUGUCAAGAUUGCUAAAGAUUUGUUGGUUGUAGUAAAUGAGAAAGGCCAGGUAUUCCAGUCUUGUCCAGCGCUCAAGGAGCCAAAGUUGUGCAAGUUGCCCUUCAAAGCUGCUCUGUGCCAAAUCUCUAGCAAGUACGUCUAUGUAUUGUCCAGUAAGGGAGAAGUUGCCUAUUUGCCUAGAGUGGAUAAAGAAGUAGAGUUCAAAGGUUCUAAAUCUAGAAACUGGUUAGGUAUUUCCCAAGUCAACAACUUUAAAAUGCUUGACUUGACAGAAAAGAUCCGCCAAAUCUCAACUGGAAAGUCACAUCUUUUGCUUCUUGGAGAAUCUGGUAAGUUGUAUGUGGCUAGUACUGAUAGAAAUGGAAAGAACUACGGCCAGUAUGGAUUGCCUUUGUUGUCACCCUUGUCCGAAUCCAAAGAGGUUCCAGAAGACAAGGUCUACGAGUUGACAAACUUGAACCAUGAGGUCCACAUAAACAAGGAUGGUUCAAAACAGGUCUACUCCAGAAAGUUCACCAGCAUUGCUGCUGGAUCCUACCACAGUAUCGCAUCAGAUUCACAUAACAACAUCUGGACAUGGGGAAGAAACUCUUAUGGAGAAUGUGGAAUUGAGAUGAACUACAGGACUGACUUCCAGCCGAUUCCCAAGAGAGUAUUUGCGGCUGAAGACUUUAAGAGAAUCGCCAGAAACGUAGUUGACAAGGCUGUAGACUCCAACAACUUUACUGUAACCAAGGUCGAUGCCGGCAGCGAAACUUCAUAUAUUCAGCUUAAAUAUUUGGAUCCAGUAGAUGCUUCUAAGGAUCAGCAAAUUCUUUUGAGUUUUGGCAAUGGGCUCAAAGGUCAAUUGGGUGGUAACAGAUACUUGCACGUCUGUGCCCAACCUCAGAUCAUCAAAACCUUGCUUAACUUGUCGGAAUAUAGUGAAGAACGUAACCAGGUGGCCAAUAUCGGCAUCAAGGAUAUUAGUAUUGGAUCAAAUCAUGCGUUCGUAACAUUGGAAAACGAAGGUAAGUACAAAGAUGUUAUGGUAUUUGGAGACAACGAAGCUGGUCAGUUUGGUAAUGGUAAGGCUGUGAAGAGCUCCAAACCGGUGCAAUUGCCCAAGUUGGUGGAACCACAAGACAUAGAUUCUGGCAACGAUAAGGUUGCUUCUAAGAAGAAGUUGGCUGCGAAGGUGAAUGAUAUCAACAAUGGAAGAUUACAGAUAUUGCACAACCAUCAGUUACCGAACGGAUCUGCUAUUGAACAGGUUGUGGUUGCUGGUGACCAAGCGUCGGCCAUCUUCUACAGACGUGUAUAAAUUGUAUAUAUGAAUAGCUGAACUACAUUCUAAAUAAAUUCUUAUAAAGAUC
Molecule: messenger RNA, 2113 nt
Organism: Scheffersomyces stipitis CBS 6054
Lineage: Eukaryota; Fungi; Ascomycota; Pichiomycetes; Serinales; Debaryomycetaceae
Exons: 1
Coding region: 1-2061 (686 amino acids)
Biological process (GO): mitochondrial respiratory chain complex III assembly
Cellular component (GO): mitochondrial inner membrane
Source: RefSeq, a predicted model, not a curated record